GAAAUACACGUGCGGUGAUUUUACUGCGAACAUAGUUAUUCCCGCAGAAAAAUUCAGUUGCAAAGAUCUGUGUUCAUUUUCUUGGUUGUGAUAGAAAAGAAUGCCAUAUUAUAUAAAUAGCUAUAUUUCUUUCUUAAAUUCACUUUGGCAUUUAAAUAAGUAAACCUGAAUGAAACUUAUUCAAAUUAAUCUAAACGAUUCUAAUGAUCCUAAACGAUCCUAGAUAAUUCCAAAUCCACCUAGAUUAACCUAACUUAAUUUCAGUUCGUAUAAAAAAUAUUUACACAUUUUGAAAAAAUGGGAAGAAUGAAUUAUUGCUAGGACGAUAAAUUUGUGGUUUCGUUGUAAUAGUACGAAUAAAAGUUUAACGUGAUUUGAGUAUGGUUAAAGAGAGAAAUUGAUAGUAAAAGUCGAAGAAUGAGAUCGAGAAUGAAUUGGAAGGUUUUAGUGGUUGGAUUCUUGAUGACGUUGGCGUUGGUGGACGUCUGUGUAGGGAACAACGGUACCUGGGAUAAAGUUCGCGAGAAGAAGGCGCGGAUAGUGAAGAAAUUGAAGAAGGAUAUCCGGAAGUUGAAAAAGCAAGAGGGAGCGGUUAAGUUGGUGGGUGGAGAGAACGGUGGACACGAAGGAAACGUGGAAAUACUUCACGAUGGGAAAUGGGGCAGCGUAUGCGACGACGAAUGGGAUUACUUGGAGGCCAAUGUGGUUUGCAGGCAAUUAGGCUUCGACGGUGCAAUUAAACCGACGUCGAACGGCCACUUUGGUCAGGCCAGAAGAAGAUAUUGGAUGGACAACGUGUAUUGCGACGGGAGCGAGAACGAACUGUCGAAGUGCCGCUUCGACGGAUGGGGUGCUUCCGACUGCGAGGGCGGCGAAGCAGCCGGUGUAAUUUGCGCCCGCGAGCAGCAAGACGAGGAGGAUGAAGGGAUGGCGAAGGGAAAGCCGAAAAGGAAGUCGGGGAAACGGAGAAUCAAGGAUAUCCAUCAACAGGGAGUGGCGAUAAGGUUGGCCGGCGGCCGUGUCCAUAACGAAGGCAGAGUGGAGAUCAAACUAGGAAAUUCAGAUUGGGGUGUAGUUUGUGGUGAUAGUUGGUCCCUAUUCGAAGCCGCGGUGGUUUGCCGGCAAUUGGGCCUAGGUUACGCCUCCGACGCCAUCCAGACCAACUUCUUUGGCGGCGAGAAGAUACCUAUGACCAUCAGUGGCGUACAGUGUCACGGAGACGAGAACAAUCUGAUCGACUGUCUGCACGACAAGCUUCUCGAUUGUCCAGGUCCGAUAGAGAACGUGGCAGGCGUAGUAUGUCUUCGAGAGAUGCCAGAUCUGGUAUUCGAUCACAUAGAACUCAUGCGAACGGCGCAUCUCGAGGAUAGACAACUAUACUGGUUACAAUGUGCUAUGGAGGAGAAUUGUGUUGCUUCUCAGGCUUAUAAGGUACAAAAGGAAUCGGAGAAUUGGCACCUAGAAACGAGGAGACUUUUAAGAUUCACUGCGAGAAUUUUAAACGCUGGAAUCGCGGAUUUUCGACCAUCAGUACCGAAACACCUUUGGGAAUGGCAUAUGUGUCAUAUGCAUUACCACUCGAUGGAGGUGUUCGCGACGUUCGACGUGUUGGACUUGAACGGAACACGGUUGGCAGAGGGUCACAAAGCGUCCUUUUGCUUGGAGGACAAUCAAUGCUUGCCUGGAGUGGAGCCGAGAUACAAAUGCGCCAAUUACGGUGACCAAGGUAUUUCCGUGAAUUGUAGCGACAUUUACAAGCACAACAUCGAUUGCCAGUGGGUGGAUAUAACGGAACUUCCAACCGGAGAGUAUAUUUUCAAGGUGGCGGUGAAUCCGGAGUUCAAAGUGGGCGAGAUGUCGUUCGACAAUAACGCGGCAAUUUGUCGUUUACUCUACACGGAAUCGUUCGCCACUGUACAUAGUUGCGUCAUGGGUCGGCCUUCAACUACGAACCUUUAGAUUCAUGAUUUCACGAUCUGAGCAAAGGACUUACGAGACUUGCGAGAAUCACGAUUCCACGAUACGUGCGGAGAAGGUUACGAUAAUCGCUAGAUCGCUCGUGUUUAUGUGUUCGUAGGAAAUUCAAAGGUGUAAAACCGCAGGAAAUUAUACAAAAUAUUUAAACUAUAGCGCUUCUUACGAUAAUUAAUCUUUGAAUCUUCGCUUGGACUUCAUUUCUGUAGAUCGUAUUCGUCAAAUUCUGAAUUUGCAUAAAUAUUCGAUUUCAAUGGAAGAGAAUGAACAUGGUUUAAUUGCGAUAUUAUUAAAUAAUAAAGAGUCUCUUGCUGGUAA
Molecule: messenger RNA, 2292 nt
Organism: Bombus pyrosoma
Lineage: Eukaryota; Metazoa; Arthropoda; Insecta; Hymenoptera; Apidae
Gene: Loxl2
Product: lysyl oxidase homolog 3A
Exons: 8
Coding region: 418-1959 (513 amino acids)
Biological process (GO): peptidyl-lysine oxidation
Cellular component (GO): membrane
Molecular function (GO): protein-lysine 6-oxidase activity; copper ion binding
Source: RefSeq, a predicted model, not a curated record